Molecule: messenger RNA, 2057 nt
Organism: Pygoscelis adeliae (Adelie penguin)
Lineage: Eukaryota; Metazoa; Chordata; Aves; Sphenisciformes; Spheniscidae
Gene: USP36
Product: ubiquitin specific peptidase 36
Exons: 17
Coding region: 1-1974 (657 amino acids)
Biological process (GO): protein deubiquitination; regulation of apoptotic process
Cellular component (GO): nucleus; cytosol
Molecular function (GO): cysteine-type deubiquitinase activity; cysteine-type endopeptidase activity
Source: RefSeq, a predicted model, not a curated record
AUGUUAGACUGGUCCACGCUGAUAUCAAUUCCUGGAGACAGCAUGAAAAUCCGCUCGGCCGUGGGGGUCCCUGGGCUGCGGCGGCUGCCAAGCAGCGGCCAUGCCCCGGGGGGCCUGGGGGACGGGAUCCCCGCCCCCCAGAAGGUACUCUUCCCCGUGGAGCGCCUCUCUAUGAAGUGGGAGCGGGUCUACCGGAUUGGCGCCGGGCUGCACAAUCUCGGGAACACCUGCUUCCUUAACUCCGUAGUGCAGUGCCUGACUUACACACCGCCGCUUGCCAACUACCUGCUCUCCAAGGAGCACGGCCGUACCUGUCACCAAGGAGGCUUUUGUAUGAUGUGUGUGAUGCAGAACCACACGAUCCAGGCUUUUGUCAACAGCGGCAACGUGAUAAAGCCAGUGUCCUUCAUCCGAGACCUCAAGAAGAUCGCUCAGCACAUCCGCUUUGGCAGCCAGGAGGAUGCACACGAGUUCCUGCGCUAUACCAUCGACGCCAUGCAGAAGGCCUGCCUGAACGACUGCACCAAGUUGGAUCGCCAGACCCAGGCCACGACACUGGUCCACCAGAUCUUUGGCGGUUACCUGCGGUCCCGUGUGAAGUGCUUGGUGUGCAAGAGCGUCUCGGACACCUAUGACCCUUGCUUGGACCUGGCACUGGAGAUCAGGCAAGCCACAAACGUAGUGCGGGCUCUGGAGAUGUUUGUGAAGCCAGAUCUCCUGGGCGGGGAGAACGCCUACAUGUGUGCUAAGUGCCAGAAGAAGGUGUCAGCCAGCAAACGCUUCACCAUCCACCGAGCCUCCAAUGUUCUUACCAUCUCACUGAAGCGUUUUGCCAACUUUGAUGGAGGCAAAAUCACAAAGGACGUGGGGUACCCAGAGUUUUUGAACAUCCGCCCGUACAUGUCUCGGAGCAAGGGGGAUCCCGUCAUGUAUGGGCUCUACGCAGUGCUGGUGCACUCUGGUUACAGCUGCCAUGCGGGGCACUACUACUGCUACGUGAAGCAACUAGACAUGCUGCCAGGGAAGAAGCUGCCAGGGCUGGAGGAAGUCGGAGUCCCUGUGGCCCGCAGCAUGUUUGGGAUGGGGCCAAAGCUGCCAAAUGGGACCACUCCGACAAAGGGAACAGACUGUGGCACAGACCGCCCUGCUGGCCCCGGUGCCGAGCCGGCUGACCCCAAAGACUCCAAGCGGGCAAAACUGAAGCCUUCCCUGUUGGCCAGCACUGCUCUGGAGCUCAUGUCACCUCCACCUGCCAAGAAGCUGGCGCUCUCCACCAAAAAGCCAGUGUCAGACUGCAGCACUUUCCUGGACACGCUGCCCAUCUCCUCUGUGAAGAAGAGGAAGAAAAGGAGGAGGACAGAGGAGAUAGAAGACCGUUGCUCUGGGACACUGUCCUCGGGCAGCUCUAGGAGGGCUGAGACAGAGCCCCAGCGGCGGAGGGUGGAGGCUGAGGCUGGGGAGAGUGAACACCGCAAGCGUAAGUGGAGGAAAAGCCUCAGCACCCCAGCCUUGGAGCGGCCUGCCAACGGCGUCCGUGCCGCGGACAGCACCCCAGUGGCAGCGUGUGCCUGGGACAACCAGGCUGGAGAAGGGAGCAGGAUCUGCCCAGCUGCCCUGAGCCCCGAGCCCAGCCGUGUGGCUGGCACAGCACCUGGGAGCCAGGAGGAGGCCAACGUGGUAGAGGAGCUGCUUAAGAACUCCUUGGACAAGGCGUAUGGCAAACAAGUCUUGACCUGGGAGGGUGAGGCCUCAGCCGUCAGCCAGGAUGCCAUUCAGGAAGCAGCGUGGGCCUGCAGCGGGACUGUCAUCGAUGAGUGGGACGAGGACUAUGACAAAGGGAAGGUAAAGAAGGUUAAAAAACUGAAGAGGGAGCGGAAGAGACAGUCCAACCCCUUCCAACAGCUGCAGGCCAAGCGCAGCUUCUGGUCAGCCACUCAUCCUGCCAAGGCGGCCAGCCUGAGCUCUAGGCUCUGAGGCGGAGAUCUGCGUCCCCCCGUCGGUGAAGUCUUGGGUCAAGGACUGACGGGGGAGCCCUGUCCUGGGAGCUGUUGGGCCCU